This is a messenger RNA of Cydia fagiglandana, 1121 nucleotides long. Its product is annotated as delta(3,5)-Delta(2,4)-dienoyl-CoA isomerase, mitochondrial. Bases 122 to 1033 code for a protein of 303 amino acids. The record is from RefSeq and is a predicted model, not a curated record. NCBI's taxonomy places the organism in Eukaryota, Metazoa, Arthropoda, Insecta, Lepidoptera, Tortricidae. Gene Ontology annotation, cellular component: mitochondrion. The transcript is spliced from 9 exons. Gene Ontology annotation, molecular function: delta(3,5)-delta(2,4)-dienoyl-CoA isomerase activity.
GCUUGACAACACGACUUUCAUUUAUUAUUUAAGUUUCCAAACAAUUUGGACUUUGCUCUUUUGUUUUCUUUAUUUUAGUUCUGUUAUUUGUUUUAUUUAAAUACUUGCAAGUUGCCGAAACAUGACGUCUUUAUUGAAAAACAUAGUUUUUAAACAACACAGAAUAAUGACAAGUUUAUUAAGAUUUUAUUCAUCAACCAGUGAAGUGCCUAAAUUCGAUACUUUAGCUGUGUCAGUGCCGAAAAAACAUGUUUUUCAUGUGGAACUGAAUAGGCCUAAGAAACUGAACACAUUUAAUCAUAAUAUGUGGAUAGAGAUGAAACAAUGUUUUGAAGCAUUGAGUCAGCACCCUGAAUGCCGCGUGGUAGUACUUUCAGCACAAGGGAAACAUUUCACUGGAGGCAUAGAUCUAAACAGUUUUAUGGAGAAAGCAAGUGAUAUCGGGGAAUGUGGAGAUCUCGCUCGGCAAGUGAGAUUCAUGAACAAAAUCAUUGGACUAUAUCAGGACGGCAUUUCCUCACUGGAGAAAUGUGUGAAGCCGGUGCUCGCCGUGUCCCACAACGCUUGCGUCGGUGCGGGGGUGGAUCUGAUUACUGCCGCUGAUAUGAGAUACUGCACAGAAGACUGCUGGUUCCAGGUCAAAGAAGUGGACAUCGGUCUCGCGGCAGAUGUGGGGACGUUGCAGAGAUUACCAAAAGUGAUCGGCAACGCGUCUAUAGCCCGCGAGCUGUGCUACACGGCGCGGAGGAUGGAAGCCAAGGAGGCGCUCGCGGUGGGACUCGUCAGCAAAGUUUACAAGGACAAGGACUCGGCCAUAGUUGGGGUGAUGGAGGUCGCGGAGACCAUAGCCUCAAAGAGCCCCGUGGCCGUACAGACCACAAAGCAGAGCCUCGUGUAUUCGCAAAGUGUCACCAAUGACGAGGGACUGGCGCAUAUUCGCCUCAUAAAUCAAGCAAUGCUACUUAGUGACGAUUUGAGCAAAUCUGCGAUGGCGGCAGUCGCGAAGGAACAGGCCGAAUUCGACAAUUACUAAUUUAGAAAACACAAGGGACAAAAUGUUGUAUAUUAUAUAAUUUGUAUAAAUUUUAAUAGAAAUAAAGUAUUAUUGUUAAUUUUGUAAA